UUUUUUUUUCUCUCUUCAAUUCUAUAUGGUUUUUUAUUACUUUAAUAAUAAUGGAUGACGACCGCGUAAUAUUCAAUCGCUCUCCGCCGCCGCCAUACUCGGAAGCCGACCCAGCCACGCAGCCCCCACAGUACAUCACCGGUGACCACAGCAUCAGCAUGAUUCAGAACCAGUCACCGCAGUUCACCAACCCAACCAUAGCCGACGACGCCGAGUUCAUCCGCACCAGCGUCCCCCUGCUUGCAGGCCGGGCCAUAUCCGACACCGGGGCAUUCCACUGGAAUAUCGACAGCUGGCAAGCACUGCUGAAGCGCAACACCAGCGCGACCUUUUACGUGGGCGGCCGGCGGUGGAAGCUCCUGGUGUAUCCGCACGGCAACAACGCCCCAGGCCAGGUGUCGCUGUACCUCUGCCAUACGCCGACCUCCACGGCCCCGCCGGUCCAUGCAUCGUUUGCGCUGGCCAUCUCUAAUUCCAAAAUGCCCGCGGUUAUGUCGGUGAACAGCACCUCGCAUGUGUUUGCGCCCGAAGACGACUGGGGCUUCACACGCUUUAUUUCCAGAAAGGACCUGCGUGUGCGUCUGCCCGGGUACAGUCGCCCGGUAUUGCAGAAUGGCCGGGCAAGGAUCAGCGCCUAUGUGCGUGUAUAUCGCAGUGGGGAGUCGCCGGAGCCCGAGGACCAGGUGGUCAGCGAGCCCACGCACCUCCACACCGGCCACAUUGGCCUGGUAGCCGACCCAGCCUCGCUGUACCUCAACUCGGUGGUCCUGUCGCUGUACCACAUCCCGCAGUUCCGCCACGCCAUCGCCCGCAUUGCCGACUCCGGCGCUGCCCGGAUGGCCGUGGGCACUGCCAUGCAGGAUCUCUUCCACAGCCUCACAUUGCAGGACUCGCCGCCCUCGGCUGCCGCCCUGGUAGCAGCCAUUCACGACCAGUCGGACGAAACCCCGGCUACAUCCACCAUCCAGCAUUACAUGCGUUUGCUGUGCGAAUGCCUGGCUCGUCGGAUGGCAGACACACCGGACGAAUCCCUGAUUGACUGCCUGUUUAUGGGCACUGAGCGCACCACCACCGAGUGCCUGAAUGUCAGCUACGCGAACUCGCGCUCCGAGCCCAUUUACGAUCUGGCGCUGAACAUCACCAAUGUAUCGACACUGCAGCAGGCCAUCGAGCGAUACUGUGCGCCCGAGACCCUGGACGGUAGCAACAAAUACCGAACGUCCGAAUUUGGCUACCAGGAUGCUGUGCGGUUCAGCCGCUUCGAGUCAUUGCCGCCUGUCCUGCACGUUCACCUGAACCGCUUCGAAUACGAUCUGGACACAGGCGAGCUGGACAAGAACCAGAACUGGAUCCAGUACCCCGAGUCGCUGGAUAUGGCCGAAUUCAUGGCCUACGAUGCCGAUCAGUCCAUGUCGUGGCAGUACACCCUGCAUGGCGUCCUGCUGCACCACGGUGAUAUGCUCAGCGGCCGGUAUUUCUGCCUGAUGCGCUCAGACAUAUCUGACGGGUGGCUUUGCUACGAGGACGACCUUGUGUAUCCGGUGUCUCCAGACUUUGUGCUGGAUACCACCAAUGACAUCAGCAGUGAACUGACCGACCCGCGGGCACUUGACCACCAGCAGGCAGGCCGCUUUGACAAUGCAUAUGCCCUUGUCUACAUCCGCACAUGCAUGCUCCCGCAGGUCUGCGGCUCUGACCAGCCCCUGACUCUGCCACUCCCGCGCCGCACCCUGCGCGCCGCCUCGAUACUCUCCCAGGGCUCCAUCCACAUGCCCACACUGACCAUUUACAUAAUCGACAACAAGCAAGGAGUAAGAUACCCGGGGUUUGAUCUCUGCAGCCACCCGAACAUCCCGGGCGCCUCGGCGUCGCUGAUCGAGCUGACGUUCUCCUUGACCACCUCGUCGUCUGACUUUAUACUGCAGGCGUGCUCGGCAUUGGGCCGAUUGCCAACCGAGGUCAGGUUCUGGCACAUGGCGACCCGCGUCAACAAAACACUGCGCUGCGAUUCUCCGAUCGACUGGCAGAACAUCUCGGCCGUGCGCGACUUGAUGAAAAUCCAGGGGUCGGCCUACAGCUCCGUGUACUUGUACUGCGAGCUGCGACAGCUCAGCGACCCCGUGUAUUUCUUCAAGAACCCGGUGCCCCCAAACACCACCAUGGUGCAUUUGAAGUUCUACGACCCUGUAAUGCCGAGCCUUGUUGCGCUUGGCCACAUCUACGUUAACGCCAAGUUGCCUAUUAGGACUGUGCUGCCGAUUCUGUGCGCCCGGGCACAACUACCCAAGAAAUCCAGGCUGUGGGUGUUUGAAGAAAUCAGGCCCAGGAUGAUUGAAAGGCUGGAUGUGAAUUUGACCUUCGACCAGGCAGAGCUGGCCACUGGAGAUAUUGUUUGCUUCCAGGCGGAAUUGCCCCACGGUGAGGAGCAAGGCGUGCCAUUUGGCCACCAUGCCCGCUUGCCCGACUUCUUUGCCCACCUAGCCGAACGCCAGGGGCUGUAACUUUGUAUACUUUUUUUUCUGUCUCUGCAGCUAAAACUCACGAUAAUAGCACUGUGGCUUGGCUACCACUUGGACCCCUAUGCAUGGCUGAGUCAGUACACCAUUGCAGUAUGAAAUGCGUGCUGAGAGGCCCAGCCCCCCUUUGACUUUUUCUUUUCC
Messenger RNA from Linderina pennispora, 2660 nucleotides. Its product is annotated as cysteine proteinase. Lineage: Eukaryota; Fungi; Kickxellomycota; Kickxellomycetes; Kickxellales; Kickxellaceae. Gene Ontology annotation, cellular component: nucleus; cytosol. The record is from RefSeq and is a predicted model, not a curated record. Gene Ontology annotation, biological process: regulation of protein stability; protein deubiquitination. The transcript has a single exon. Gene Ontology annotation, molecular function: protein binding; cysteine-type deubiquitinase activity; cysteine-type endopeptidase activity. Bases 51 to 2501 code for a protein of 816 amino acids.